Messenger RNA from Oncorhynchus nerka (sockeye salmon), 5874 nucleotides. RefSeq names its product oxysterol-binding protein-related protein 6-like. The record is from RefSeq and is a predicted model, not a curated record. Gene Ontology annotation, molecular function: cholesterol binding. Lineage: Eukaryota; Metazoa; Chordata; Actinopteri; Salmoniformes; Salmonidae. Gene Ontology annotation, cellular component: intracellular membrane-bounded organelle; membrane; cytosol. The coding region runs from base 410 to 3250 and encodes 946 amino acids. The transcript has 22 exons.
UGCUGCAGGGAGGAGCAUUGAGCAUCCGUCUCACUGUAUUCAAGAAAACGGAUAUAUACAGUACUUUUUUUAUUUAUUUUUUACUUUUCAUUGCCUAUGUUCAAAACCUUUUAUAUCAUCUAUUAUAUGCACAAGGGGUUUCAACGCGGAACCUUCUAGCUAUCAUCUGUCUCAAGAAGGGCGCGGGUUUUUCAGUUGUAUAGGGAAGUCGUCUCAUUUUAUUUCCUGCGCCAAAAAAAUGCAAGACAUGGUCAGUACAAUAAAACCUCGAUGAGAGGAGCGUGAGCCAGUGGGAAGUGUGCUGCAUAACUGCCUGAGAUAAUGCUGUUGACACGCGCAGCCUGGAGCUGCUGCUGAGGGAGGAACAGACAGUCCUGUACAGUCAGGGAGAUACUCGCAGAGAGGGACCAUGUCCUACCACCACCACAGGAACCCCAGCCAGGGCAGCCACCGCACAAUGAGCGCCGAGGAGAGGAGCUCCACGCCCAUCCGCCACCACAAGACACCUACACACAAGAGCGCCUCGUCCUCCUCCUCAUCCCAGCGCGACAGCCGGCAGGAGGCAGACAGCUGGGAAAUCAUCGAGGGGCUGAAAAUCGGUCAGAGCAACGUCCAGAGGCCAGAUAAACACGAGGGCUUCAUGCUGAAGAAGCGAAAAUGGCCACUGAAAGGCUGGCACAAGCGUUUUUUUGUCCUGGACAAUGGGAUGCUGAAGUACUCCAAGUCACCAAUUGAUAUUCAGAAAGGCAAGCUGCAUGGCUGCAUUGAUGUGGGUCUCUCUGUCAUGUCCAUCAAGAAGAGAGCCCGCCGCAUUGACUUGGACACAGAGGAGCAUCUCUACCACCUUAAGAUCAAGUCUCCAGACAUCUUUGACUCCUGGGUGGUCAAGCUGCGCCACCACCGUCUCUACCGGCAGAAUGAGAUCGUCCGCUCCCCCCGAGACGCCACCAUGAGGACGUUUCCUCCCCCUGCCAGCACCGAGUCCCCCAUCCCUCACCCCCACCCAUCCCCCUCCCCCGCUGCAGGACAACAUGAAGUAAAGCAGACCAAGCCCACCAGCCUUCCACCAUGGCAGUCCCCCCCGGCCCCCAGGAGCAGAACCAGUCCCCCAACAUGGCAUCCCCCCCCUGCCCCCAGUAGCAGCACCAGCCUCCCACCGUGGCAGUCCCCCGCAGCCCCCAGUAGCAGCACCAGUCUUCCACCAUGGCAGUCCCCCGCAGCCCCCAGUACCAGGAGCAGCUUGCCUGCCUCCUACAGUAACGGGCAGAGCAAGGUGGCCGCAUGGCUCCAGGAGUCAGAGGAGAUGGACAAGUGUACAGAGGAGCUCGCCCGCUGCCAGUCCAGCCUGAUUGAGCUGAGCAAGUUACUGCAGAGCCUGGAGGGCCUACAGAGGACCCAGUCAGCGCCCAAUUUCACUGACAUGCAGGUCCCCUCUCUCCCUGUGAGUGCCAGUAUGUCGCCCACGUGCCUCCACUCCUCCAACCCCAACCUGUGCGCUGAGCAGGUGGACUUCCAGACCCCUGUCUCUCGCCAGAUUCCUGACAACAUGGAGUGUGGCGGUGACUACAUCAAACUACAGGAGGACUUCUGCCUCAUCGCUCAGAAAGUCCACUCCAUGUUGAAGUCUGCGUUCAACACAGUGGCCAUGGAGAAGGAGAAGAUCAAAUCUGUUCUCUCAGACCAGGAGCAGUCAGAGCGGCCUGCCCAGGUCAUCACCCUCAGGAAGUCUCUGUCACAGGCCCUGUCCCAAAACGCUGAGCUUAAAACCCGACUGGGCCGCAUCCACUCUGAGUCGGUCCUGUCUGAACAAACAAUCAGUGUGAACCUCAUCACUAGUCCUGAUGAGGGGGGUGAGCAGAGGGGAAUCCCUCUGACUCAACAGACGUCCAAUGAGAGCAGGCUGUCGAUGUCAGAGUCUGUGUCGGAGUUCUUCGACGCCCAGGAAGUGCUGCUGUCGGCCAGCUCGUCAGAGAACGAGGCCUCAGACGAUGAAUCAUACGUCAGCGAUGUGAGUGAUAACAUUUCAGAAGACAAUGCCAGCGUGACUGAUAAUGUCUCCAGACAAAUGCCGAACGGAGACCUGGCUGGAAGUGCCUUCCGUAACGGGCGUCGCCCGUGUCUCCCCGCCCCCUCGCCAGACUGCAGCAACAUCAACCUGUGGAACAUCCUGAGGAACAACAUAGGGAAGGACCUGUCCAAGGUGUCCAUGCCCGUGGAGCUCAACGAGCCCCUCAACACCCUUCAGCACAUGUGUGAAGAGCUGGAGUACACUGAGCUACUAGACAGGGCUGCCGAUACGGAGGACCCUUAUGAACGCAUGGCCAUUAUGGCAGCGUUCGUCAUUUCAGGAUACUCCUCCACGUACUACAGAGCGGGAAGCAAGCCAUUCAACCCUUUACUGGGAGAGACGUAUGAAUGUAUCCGUGAGGACAAGGGCAUGUGUUUUAUCGCUGAGCAGGUGAGCCACCAUCCACCCAUAUCAGCUUGUCACGCUGAUUCCAACAAGUUCACCUUCUUGCAAGACGUCAGAUGGAAAAACAAAUUCUGGGGGAAAUCAAUGGAAAUCCUUCCAAUUGGCACCGUUAAUGUUAUCCUUCCAAGCUUUGGGGACCACUAUGAAUGGAACAAGGUCACCACCUGCGUGCACAACAUCCUAAGCGGGAGAAGGUGGAUCGAACACUACGGAGAGAUCACCGUUAGAAACACCAAAAGCAGCGCCUGUAUCUGCAAACUGACCUUCGUCAAGGGAAAUUACUGGAGUUCUAAUGUGAAUGAGGUUCAAGGGUUUGUGAUGGACCAAGAGGGGAAGGUGGUGCGUCGGCUGUUCGGAAAAUGGCACGAGGGCCUUUACUGUGGAGUCCCGCCCUCUGCCAGAUGCAUCUGGAGGCCAGGCUCCAUGCCCACAGACUACGAGCUGUAUUAUGGCUUUACCAGGUUUGCCAUUGAGCUCAAUGAGCUUUGCCCUGAGAUGCAAGACCUGCUACCACCCACAGAUGCCCGCUUCAGACCCGAUCAGAGACACCUGGAGGAGGGGAAUGUGGAAAUGGCAGCCUCAGAAAAGCAGCGUAUUGAGGACAUGCAGCGCACCAGGAGGAAGUGGCAAGACGAGAACGACAUUAAGCAUGAACCACGCUUCUUCAAGAAAGUGGUUGAUGCCAAUCAAAGGGAGCGCUGGGUCACUAACAACACCUACUGGGAGCUUCGCAAAUCCCCCGGCUUCAUCAACAUGGAAAACCCUAAUCUAUGGUAGCAUAUGGAUCGCUAUGCACACCAUAUCAUCAUCGCUGACAAAGGCUUUUAUCUAUGCACAAUGAGGUUUUCAAAUGAAUAUCUCAUUGACAAAAUGACAGUGUGGAAGGAUACAAGAGCUGAGAUGAGUUGAUGACUUACCAUCGCCCUAUUCAGCCGGCCAGUCACCCAUUCAAGCAUCCUCUUGGAUCCCCCUCAUUGAGCUUGGUGCGGAGGCUGGGUUGUCAGGGCAACAAUCUUACCAUGUAGAUCUAUCCUAAGUCGUUUUGUGUUUGUCCUUGCCUUAAUGUCAUCUAUCCACACCACACAUUUUAAAGCUUUUAGUGAAACCCACUUGAGUUCUGAUAGCGGUUUGAUUUAGAUUAGUGAUGGUAAUGAAAGCGGUUUGAUUUAGAUUAGUGAUGGUAAUGAAAGCGGUUUGAUUUAGACUAGUGAUGGUAAUGAAAGCGGUUUGAUUUAGAUUAGUGAUGGUAAUGAAAGCGGUUUGAUUUAGACUAGUGAUGGUAAUGAAAGCGGUUUGAUUUAGACUAGUGAUGGUAAUGAAAGCAGUUUGAUUUAGACUAGUGAUGGUAAUGAAAGCGGUUUGAUUUAGACUAGUGAUGGUAAUGAAAGCGGUUUGAUUUAGUUUAGUGAUGGUAAUGAAAGCGGUUUGAUUUAGACUAGUGAUGGUAAUGAAAGCGGUUUGAUUUAGACUAGUGAUGGUAAUGAAAGCGGUUUGAUUUAGACUAGUGAUGGUAAUGAAAGCGGUUUGAUUUAGAUUAGUGAUGGUUCUGAAAGCGGUUUGAUUUAGACUAGUGAUGGUAAUGAAAGCGGUUUGAUUUAGACUAGUGAUGGUAAUGAAAGCGGUUUGAUUUAGUUUAGUGAUGGUAAUGAAAGCGGUUUGAUUUAGACUAGUGAUGGUAAUGAAAGCGGUUUGAUUUAGACUAGUGAUGGUAAUGAAAGCGGUUUGAUUUAGACUAGUGAUGGUAAUGAAAGCGGUUUGAUUUAGACUAGUGAUGGUUCUGAAAGCAGUUUGAUUUAGACUAGUGAUGGUAAUGAAAGCGGUUUGAUUUAGACUAGUGUUUGUUCUGAAAGCGGUUUGAUUUAGAUUAGUGAUGGUUCUGAAAGCGGUUUGAUUUAGACUAGUGAUGGUAAUGAAAGCGGUUUGAUUUAGACUAGUGAUGGUAAUGAAAGCGGUUUGAUUUAGACUAGUGAUGGUAAUGAAAGCGGUUUGAUUUAGACUAGUGUUUGGAUUAGGCCUUUGACCAACUACUAAUGUAUGUGUCAUGCAUGUUUAGAGUCCAGCUUUCAUUGGCAUAUCCUAUAUAGACUAACAUUAUUUGUUUUAAAAACAAAAAGAAAAUAAAGAAGUCUGAAGUUUUUGUAAAAUAUCUUCAACAACAUAGAAUUGAGUGAAAAUGUAACUAAUAUACAAUAUUGGAAGAUUGCUCUUAUUUCUUUUUUUAAUUAGCCAUUUGCAUUAGUUCAGUCUGAAUCAUAGCUGUAUUCUCUAUUGGGUCACACAUUCUUUGUGAAAGUUAAAGAGAUUCUCCGGUAGUUUUGUAUAGUUUUCAGCCAGUAGUUCUGAAAGUAACACUCGUGAGCCAAAAAAAAAGAGGAAAAUUGUGUACUACAUCACGUAUGUGCAGAUUUGUGCACCACAUCAUUGCUCUGUCUCUCUCUCUCUCUGCUGUGUGUGCAUCAUGUGCCUCUUGUUAGCUGUCACUCAAAUGGUUGAAGCUCAUUGGUUGAACUCGAAUUUCUAGGGGGCUGGACCACGUGGGGGGAAAUGGUGCAACUCAGCUUCCAGAAAAACAGUUACUUUCAAACUAGGGAUUGUGUGUCUAAUUGAGGUAAAACCAUAAUUCUGCUCAUAGAUUAAGCAUGUAUGAACUAUACAUUAGCCCCGUUUAUACCUGCCACUUACGUGCGUCCUUCGUCCUGAUCUUGCCAGUAUACAAUUGUAAGAUCUGAUCAAACUCAGUUCACAACGUGUCUUUUUUAUUGAUCUACAUCUGUCUAAAAAUGUGGCACAAUCAGAAUGAGGACAAGAACAGAACAAAGGGCGCAUGUUAUUAACAGGUAUAAACAUGGCUAUUGACACAUCUAGCCCAAAGCGAGAGGUUUAAAAAAUUAAAAAAUAUAUUUUUAAAAACGUAUUUGUCGGGCAAAGUUCCGGAACAUGUCUUUAAUUUGUUUUAAUCACUGGUAUUGGUGAAGGACAUUGCUGUAUGCCGAGACGUUUUCUCAGCAACUCCCAAAGACAAAACCCCUUGAGUUGAGACGUUUAUUUCCAGCUUGGCUAGUUGAGGGAGACUGGCCCAACAGCUGAUACAUAAGCACUGGAAAGUGACUUCCUUUUUCGAGCCUUCAUGCAGCACACCCCCCUUGUCACUCACCACAACUGUUUAAGCUACAGACAAUACUUCCUUGUAAUUAACUUUUACAUGUAUAGACAAUUCUGCUUUCUGUUAUUCAGCUCACACGAAAACUAUUUUUGAUAGUUUAAGAAAGAAAAAAAAGUAUGAAUAUAAUUUGAAUGUUCUUUAAUUUCCUGUAAUACAAUUGAUCUGUGUUGUUGUCUGAGUGUUAUAGUGAGAAUCCUAGCCUGCAGUAGAACUAUAAAGACAUGCCAGCACCACCCAA